Penicillium alfredii is the source of this 657-nucleotide messenger RNA. RefSeq lists its product as uncharacterized. The record is from RefSeq and is a predicted model, not a curated record. The transcript has a single exon. Bases 1 to 657 code for a protein of 218 amino acids. NCBI's taxonomy places the organism in Eukaryota, Fungi, Ascomycota, Eurotiomycetes, Eurotiales, Aspergillaceae.
AUGCUGGCACAUACUAUCCUGGUGUCUCUCGCGGGGCUUGCACUCGCGGUCCCCUUUCCAGAUUCCAAUCAUCAUGUCGCUCCACGAGCAAAGCGUGAUGACACUGCUAUCAUCGCCAGUAAAUGUGAUUCACCGUGCGAGAUACGGUUUUCGGCUAUCACGACCACCAUGACCGUAUCCGCGCCGCCGCAGACCAUGAACAUUGACGGCAUUGACCACCCAGUCACGGUAACAUUCACGCCAGUGACCACGGCCACCACGCUUCAACCAGUUGCCAAAACAGUGGAAAACACCGAUCCGGCAGCGACGCCAACCAUCUCCGUCGAUGCAGUGAACUUGGGGUCCGUGACUCUGUUCGGCUCCGCAUACAAUUAUAACUGGAACGUGGCCGCGCACGCGCAAAUGUACACCUCGCCGCAUCCAUACGUUCUGGCCAACAGCAUGAAUCCAUACCACCUCGACAGCAAUUGCGCCUUUGUCACAAUGGCCAAGCUGAUGAACAUGGGUUUACACCCUUUCUUGAACAUGAUUGGCAUGAUGCAAAACGCCGACCAUGGCAUCAGCACAACUGAACUCAAGCAAGCUUUGAGUGAAAUCAGAUUGCACGGAAACUUUAUGACUUGGUAUGUCCUCACAUUGGCCCUUUCCGCUUCGUGA